GUUACAGGGGAAAAACAUGAAAAUUCAGAAGAAAGAUAAGCAGAUGUCCGCCACCCACUUGUUAAAGCACACUCCAGCCUCUGCAGCCUCUACUGCCACUGACCAAAACGCACAAACAACAUUUCCCAUCGGCCACCCUGGUUCCAAGGAACAAAUCCGGAUCAUUGGAGGGCAGACCAAUCAUUGCAUGGCCCACACAAAGCACUCUGGGAUUCAGGAGGCGGGGCCAGGUGGCAGCAGCAGCAGCCUCAGUCCGCGCCAACCAUCUUCUCCAAUCAACAGCGAGGAGGACGACGGGGGAGGUGGGGCCAGAGUAAAGAAGAAAAGAAAGAAAAAAGAUAAGAGGGAGACCAGAGACUGGGAGAACUCUGAAAAGGAGAGUGACACCAAACCAAAGAAAAAGAAGGAGCAGAAAGAAGGGAAGGAGAUUCUUCCACGGAAGUCCAAGGUCCCCAAGGAGCAGAAGGAGCCCAGGAAGACCAAGGAGCUGAAACCACCAAAGGAGGUCAGAAAGAUCAGGAAGGGUCGUGAAGUCAAACCGAAGACACAAGAAUGCAAGAAUGCUGCCUCCCCUCCCAGACAGCGAGGGAGAAAGCCCAAGGAGCAGGGAGCAGUGCCUCCAGAGAAGAAGAAGAAAGGGAAGAGGAAAAGUGAGGUGCUGCAGGAGUCCAUGGAGAGUGAUGACGCCGCCUCCCUCAGUGCUGUGGCUAUGGGAGGAGAGGAGAGUACUGAUCCCAUGGACAACACUAAGAGGCGUUCAGGGCGACAGGUGAAACGCAGGAAGUAUAACGAAGACCUGGACUUCAAGGUUGUGGACGAUGAUGGGGAGACCAUUGCUGUUCUGGGCACAGGGCGGAUCUCUGCCCUGUCCUCCUCUACACUUGCCUGGCAGGCAGAGGAACCCCCUGAGGAUGAGGCAAACAUCAUUGAGAAGAUUCUGGCUGUCCGAACUGCAAAGAGAGAGACGUCACUGGAUGAGCCACCUGUGGAGUUUGAGGAGUUUUAUGUCAAGUACAGAAAUUUCUCUUAUCUCCACUGUAAAUGGGCCACGCUGGAGGAGUUGGAGAAAGACCCACGCAUUCACCAAAAAAUCAAGCGCUUCAGGACCAAGCAAGCCCAAAUGAAGCACAUUUUCACAGAGCCCGAUGAGGACCUUUUUAAUCCAGACUAUGUAGAGGUGGAUCGAGUUCUGGAGGUUGCCCACACUACAGACACAGAGACGGGAGAGGAGGUGACUCACUAUCUGGUGAAAUGGUGCUCACUAUCAUAUGAGGAGAGCACCUGGGAGCUGCAGGAGGACAUAGACCCUGGAAAAAUCCGUGAGUUUGAGGAGCUCAAGAAAAUUCCAGAGAUCAAACAUGUGGAGAGGCCUUUGCCAGAGCAGUGGCAGAAGCUGGAGAAAUCUCGUGACUACAGGAAUGGAAACCAGCUCCGAGAGUAUCAGCUGGAAGGCAUGAACUGGUUGCUUUUUAACUGGUACAACAGGAAGAACUGCAUUCUUGCAGACGAGAUGGGAUUAGGCAAGACUAUCCAGUCCAUCACCUUCCUCUAUGAGAUUUUCUCCAUGGGCAUCCGUGGACCCUUCCUCAUCAUCGCUCCCCUGUCCACCAUCACAAACUGGGAGCGGGAGUUCCGCACCUGGACAGAGAUGAACGUGAUCGUGUACCACGGCAGUCAGAUCAGCCGACAGAUGAUCCUACAGUACGAGAUGUACCACAAAGACGAUCAGGGGAACGUUGUCCCGGGCCUGUUUAAAUUCCAAGGUGUGAUCACUACAUUUGAGAUGAUCAUGGCUGACUGUCCAGAGCUGAAGAAGAUUAACUGGCGUUGUGUGGUCAUAGACGAAGCCCAUCGCCUUAAAAACCGUAACUGCAAACUCCUGGAGGGUCUGAAACUCAUGAACCUGGAACACAAGGUGUUGUUGACGGGCACACCUCUGCAGAACUCAGUGGAGGAACUCUUCAGCCUUCUCAACUUUCUGGAGCCGCUUCAGUUUCCCUCAGAGAGCAGUUUCCUGGAGGAGUUUGGGGAUCUGAAAACAGAGGAGCAGGUGAAGAAACUACAGGCUAUUCUGAAGCCCAUGAUGCUUAGGAGACUGAAGGACGACGUGGAGAAGAACCUGGCCCCGAAAGAGGAGACAAUCAUCGAGGUGGAGCUCACCAACAUCCAGAAGAAAUACUACCGUGCCAUCCUAGAGAAGAACUUCACGUUCCUCGCCAAAGGAGCCAACCAGCACAACAUGCCUAACCUGAUCAAUACUAUGAUGGAGCUACGCAAGUGCUGCAACCACCCUUACCUCAUUACAGGUGCUGAGGAGAAGAUUCUGGAGAGCUUUAAAAAAACACAUUCUCCAGAAGCUUCAGACUUUCAGCUGCAGGCCAUGAUCCAGGCUGCAGGCAAGCUGGUGCUGAUAGACAAGCUCCUGCCCAAGCUUAUUGCAGGAGGACACAAAGUGCUGGUCUUCUCUCAGAUGGUCCGCUGUCUAGACAUCCUGGAAGACUACCUCAUCCAGAGGAGAUACACAUACGAGCGCAUUGACGGGAGAGUGCGUGGGAACCUGCGGCAGGCGGCGAUCGACCGGUUCUGUAAAGCUGACUCGGACCGGUUUGUGUUUCUGCUGUGUACCCGCGCCGGUGGGCUUGGCAUCAACCUCACUGCAGCAGACACCUGCAUUAUCUUUGACUCAGACUGGAACCCUCAGAACGACCUGCAGGCCCAGGCUCGCUGUCACCGGAUUGGCCAGAGCAAAGCGGUCAAGGUUUACCGACUCAUCACGAGGAACUCGUACGAGAGGGAGAUGUUCGAUAAGGCCAGUCUGAAACUGGGACUGGAUAAAGCCGUUCUGCAGGACAUCAACCGCAAAGGCAGUCUGAAUGGGGUGCAGCAGCUGUCUAAGAUGGAGGUGGAAGACCUCUUGAGGAAAGGGGCAUAUGGCGCACUCAUGGACGAGGAAGAUGAAGGCUCGAAGUUCUGCGAGGAAGAUAUCGAUCAGAUUCUCCAGCGCCGCACGCAGACCAUCACCAUCCAGUCCGAAGGGAAGGGCUCCACUUUUGCCAAGGCCAGUUUUGUGUCAUCUGGAAACAGAACUGACAUCUCUCUCGAUGAUCCCAACUUUUGGCAGAAAUGGGCCAAAAUUGCCGAGCUGGAGAUUGACUCCAAGGCGGAGAAGGACAGUUUGGUGAUCGACACGCCUCGCGUGCGGAAGCAGACACGACACUACAACUCGUUUGAAGACGAUGAGCUGAUGGAGUUCUCAGAGCUGGACAGCGACUCUGAGGAGCGGCCGUGCCGCACGCGGCGCCUUAACGACAGGAACCGCCGCUAUUUACGAGCAGAGUGCUUCCGCGUGGAGAGGAACCUCCUGAUAUUUGGUUGGGGUCGGUGGAAGGACAUUCUGAAUCAUGGGCGUUUUAAGUGGCACCUGACGGAGCGGGACAUGGAGCUGCUGUGUCGGGCUCUGCUGGUCUACUGUGUCCGUCACUAUAAAGGGGACGACAAAAUCAAAAGUUUCAUCUGGGACCUGAUCACGCCCACGAAGGACGGACACAACCAAGCCCUGCAGAAUCACUCUGGUCUGUCUGCACCCGUGCCCCGGGGUCGUAAAGGCAAGAAGCUGAAGAACCAGCUGAGUCCCCCGGAGCUGAGCAACGCUGAUUGGCUGGUUCACUGUAAUCCAGAGGUGGUGCUCCAGGAUGACAGCUAUAAGAAACAUCUCAAACAGCACUGCAACAAAGUCCUUCUGAGGGUGCGGAUGCUUUACUACCUGAAGGUGGAAGUGCUGGGAGAGGCAGCUGACCAAGCGCUGGAGGGAAUUCCUGCCAGUAAACUGGAGGUUGCUCUGCCUGAUAUUGAUUAUAUCGAGAUUCCAGCUGGCUGGUGGGAUGCUGAGGCUGACAAAUCCCUCCUCAUAGGAGUGCACAAACACGGCUAUGAGCGAUAUAAUGCCAUGCGUGCGGACUCUAAACUCUGUUUCUUGGAGCGUGUGGGUAUGCCUGACGAAGCCGCACUGUCAGCCGAACAGGGGGGAGUUGAACCUGUGACAGAUUUACCUGACAGUGUCUGCAAGAGUGAUGAAGUGAAAGAGGAAGUAAAGAACGAGAUAAAAGAAGAGGUGAAGGACGAGGUGAAGGACGAGGUGAAAGAGGAGGUGAAGGAAGAAGGGAAAGAAGAGGCAGAUGAAAAGCCUAAUGGAACAUUUCUGUCGUCAGUGCCAUGUGAUUUCGUGCAGACGGUUGUGGAGCAGGGUAGGGCGGUGUGGCCGACAGGCUCCUCCCUCACGGCACGUCUACGCCGUCUCAUCACGGCCUAUCAGCGUUACACGCGUCGCGAGCCUCUUCGCCACGACUUCCUCGUGCACGAGGGCGUCGGGCCGGUUGCCUGGCAACUGGGGGAGGAGCUACGGCGCUGUACGGCCGAGCCUGACCCAGUAUUCUUGGAGUGGCAGAGGAGGUGGACAAGGCGCGAACAGGCAGAUUUUUAUCGCACCGUGUCCUCGUUUGGUGUGGUGUACGACCCAGAGAAAAAGGCUUUUGACUGGAGCCAGUUCCGUUCUUUUGCUCGUCUGGAUAGGAAAACAGAUGAGAGUUUGGAGAGAUACUUCUAUGCCUUUGUGUCCAUGUGUCGCACUGCUUGCAGAUUACCGCCCAGGAAGGAUGAAGGUCCCGUGGAUCCCUCUUUGUUGGUGGAGCCUCUCACUGAGGAGCGCGCUGCCCGUACCCUCUACCGUAUUGAGCUGCUGCGUAAAGUUCGGGAGCAGGUACUGCGUCACCCACUCUUGGGUCAGCGACUGCAGCUGUGCCAGCCGAGCCUUUACCUGCCCGUGUGGUGGGAAUGCGGGAAGCAUGACCGCGACCUCCUGAUCGGCGUUGCCAAGCACGGACUUAGCCGCACAGAGUACUACAUCCUCAAUGACCCCCAGCUCUCCUUCCUGGAGGCUCAUCGAAACUACGUGCACAAAGAGAACCAUGGGUACCACGUGCAGGGCAUGCCUCACCACCACUGCUGCCUCUACGAUACCAACCUCGGGCACUGCCACUCACCUCAGCCCCCCGAAUACCACCCCACACCUUCCCAUCAUGGCCACGCCCACACACACAUCCACACGCACAUGCACCACCACUCGGAGCCGGUGGCCUCCGACCCCUGCAGCACCCUGGGUAUGAGCACCGGUCCCAGAGAAGGGUUUCUGGACUGCCCCCCUCUGGAUGACUCUCUCGAGCUUACGUCUCUGCAGCAUGAUGGCCUGGCGUCGGACUCGCUCCACGGCAAGCCCAGCAAAGAGGCCUUCAAUGGUUUCCCCUUCAACUCUGCAUCGGGAGGCCAGAGCAUGCUCAACUCGUACGGUGUCCAAGGAGACCUGGGCGGAGGACAAGGGGAUAUGGCUGACUCCAUUGCUGGGAAGCUGCGCAGUGACGUGUUGGUCGGGGAACAGGGGUCGUCGGAGGAGACCGGGCUGAUGGCCCCCUCGGUGGAGCUGGAUGAGCUCCAGACACCCUGGGAGAGCUCCGACCAUACCAGCGCCACUGACAUCUUCAACGAGGCCGACCCCAUCCUGGGCACGCCCGCCUUGGAGACGGGAUUCCUCGACGCCGGGCAGCCCGCAGAUGGGCCGGAGGGUGACGAAACAUUGACAGACUGCCUGAACAUGGCCAGCUCUGACUCGCAGAGUAACCCCGUCGAGCCACUCGCUCCCAGCUUCAUGCUGUUCAAGGACCUCAGUGUCGGUGAGAGAGCCGUGGGGCAGUCGGAUCUGUCGGCAAGUCCUCCUGAAUAUGUACCUCCACCUCCCCUCACACUAUCGGACAUGAACCUCCAUCAGGCUCCUCCCGUCAGCGAGGAGCCGGAGGAGAAGCUGAGCGACUCUGACAUCACUCACAGCAUGGCCAGUCCUGGGGACAGGACAGAAAGCGUGGGCUUCGAGUUCGAGAAGGAAGACCUGUCACGAGACAGUCACAGUAUGGAGGACACAGUUCUGGAGUCUGAGGAAACCUUAGAGGGAAUGAGCAUUGGGUCAACAGAAGAAAACCCGGAAGAUAAUAGGCUGGAAUCCCAAAAGGGAACCUCAGAGGAGAAUGUUUCAGAGCUACAAAAAGAGGCCCUAGAUCUAGAACACCCAAAAGGCCAGCUGAAGGAGCCGUUAGCAGAUCCCAGUCAGGAGCAGUUAAUGGAUUCAAGCAGAGUAUCUCUGGAGGAGCCCUGCCAAACAGCCUUACGGGAGCCAGUGGAAAUCCCCUUAGGAGAUCCAUGUGAUGGUAAUUUAAAGGAGCAUUGUGAGGAGAGGCCCAGUGAAGACUCCACACUGGAACCUCCUGAAGAGUCUUCGGAGGAAAGGCGCUCUGACGUGCCCUGUCCGGAACCUUCUGAAACCACGGUAGGGAGCACUCUAGGUGAACCUCUCUCAACAGCUGGGCCUUCACCGCCGUCUCCGCCCUCGACCCCGUCCCUACCCCUCCCUCCACCCGACACCUCCACCUCUCCUGAACCUGGCAUAGUCUCCAACAUCAAGCAGGAGUUCCUGAUGGAUCCAGCCUGCUCAGAGAUGAAGCCAGAACCUGACAGCACCACCCUCACACCCCAUCUGGAGCAGACUGAGGUGCUGGACAUUAAGAGUGAGAUCAAGGAGGAGCAGGCAAAGACUCCAGGUCUGCUGGUGGAUGGUUACGUGGAGGCUCCGCGGUUUGCCCCGCCCAUGUCUGUGUGUGACAUCACGGACUCUGUCCCUGAUGUGAGGGAGCCAACCAUCGCCCAGCUGCUGCAGGAGAAAGCUCUUUACUCCUUCUCUGAGUGGCCCAAGGACAGAGUGAUAAUGAACCGCAUUGACAGUAUCUGCCACGCCAUCCUAAAGGGCAGGUGGCCCUCCUCCAGUCAGCAGUACGAGUCUCCUAGUUCACUGGCCAACACCUGCAUGGCCAACAACAGCCACCCCAGGCCUGGCUUCCUGCCCCCCCGCAUAGCCCCCACCCAGAGCCUUAACUUCAACAUCACCCCACCCGUCCCACGCAUAAACAAGGAGAGACUGGUGACCCCUGCGUUUCUGUCUGAGAUAAAGCGAGGUAGACGAGAGUUUGACUUUGAGACGGAGGCUUUGUCCAAACCAUGCCACUCAGGGGAGAAGAUCCCCGUAAGCGUCCCUCACCGCGACGGCUCUCUACUCCUUAACGGCUGGCAGGAGACGGCCAUGGACCUGUCCAAGCCUGCGGAGUUGGGGAUGACCACAGAGCCCGGUCACAUGACCCACACCGUCCACUCCACCUCCCAUAAGAUGACCUCACUGGGCUCCAUCCAGAGCUCCCUGGGAUUGGACAUGGCCGGGAUCCUGCAGGCCGGUCUCAUCCACCCCGUCACCGGGCAGAUCGUCAACGGCAACCUGCGCAGAGAUGACUCCAUCAUGAGGAGGAGGAGGGGCCGCAGGAGAAACGUGGAGGGUCCUGACCUCGGCUUCAUCAAGAAUCGCAGCAUGCACCUCCCCGAACAGCAGGCUCUGUCAGCAGAGAGCAUCAGUCACCCCAUCGUCUCGUCCACAUCCUCUCAGACAGAGCGACCCACAUGUCCGCCUCCCACCCAGCCACCCAAAGCUCCCAGUAUGGACAGAGAGUCCGCCAGUAAGGGGCUGAUGGAGUGGCUAAGACAGAACCCCACAUACAGUAUGGACGUGCCAGCUUUUCCGCCGUCUCAGACUGCUGGAAUGUUACAUGGCUUUGUGGAGCGGCCUAAGCAGAGGAGGCACCGCUGUAAAGACCCCACUAAACUGGACGUCAACUCCCUGACUGGAGAAGAGAGAGUACCCGUGGUACACCGUAGCACUGGUCGCAGGCUUGGUGGCGCUAUGGCUCCAGCCAUUAAGGAGCUCUCUCGGUGGCUUGACGCCAACUCUGAGUACUGUGUGGCACCUGACUGGGCGGAAGUGGUGAAGCACUCUGGUUUCCUUCCUGAGGGAAAGUUCACCCGUAUCCUGACAGAGCCAGUGUGUCGGGACCCAGGUCCCAGACGGAGGGGACGGAGACCCCGCAGUGAACUGCCCAAAUCGGGAUCCCUGCUUGCGGAGUCUCCGUCCAGCAUGGGGCCGCUCUUCAUGAACGGUGGCCUGAUCAGUAGCAUGGACCUGGUGAGCCUGCAGAACCUGCGAAAUGUUCCCGGCAUCCCACUGACAGCCGCCGGACUCAUGGGGUUCCCACAUGGUUUCGCCGCAGUGCCCGCCGGAGAGGCCGAUGGAAAGAACGGCUUGGGUAUGCUUCCCAUGAUGCUUCACAGCAUGCCAGCCGUACAGCACCCGCCCAUGUUUGGUGUGGGAGGGCUCAUGAGCCAGCCCCCUCCCACCUCAGCGACACCGUCAGUUUCCACAGCGACACCCGUGAGUGUCGCCACGGUGACAUCCUCCUCCAUAGCAGUUAGCAACGCCGAGUCUGCCGCCACAAGCGACUGUGCUAACACUAACGCUCAGCCUGCUAACGCGGACAGGAGGAAGGAGGAGAAGCAGAUGAGCGGGGAAGGUAGAGCAGGCACCGCGGUAGCUGCGUGUGUGUCUGCGGUUACCGCAGCAACCAGUAGCGGUAGCAACAGCACGAGUAUGGCCAGCACCGGCAGCAUCAGCACCACAGGCAGUCAUCUUACGUUUAACCCUUUCCUAAUCCCAGGGAUGUCCCACGGACUGCUGUACCCACACAUGUUCCUGCCUCACGGCAGCAUCAUGGCCCUGCCUGCCAUGCCUGUCACGGACAGUACCGGCAGCCCCAAGCGCAAGAAGAAAAAAGUAAGGGAAGAAGGUGGAGGAGGGGCUGCAGGAGGAGGCACGGGUGGUGAGAGUGAAAGUGGGAACGGGAUGGGUUGCGCGGUUACAGACGGCGAGCCACUGACAGAGCCCAGUGACGGAAACUUGACAGAAAGCACCAGAGAAGAGGGAGGGGAUCAGAGUGGAGAUGCCACAGAGGAGGUGAAAGGACAGGACUCCUGUGCUCCUCCCGAAGUCAGUACAGAGAAGCACGCUGAAGGUCAGAGAGGAGCAGACGAGGAGGAUGGGGGUGAGACAGAAAGAGAAAAGGAGGACAGAUUGCCUGAAGGGGAGGAGGUGGAGAGUGGCUCCAGGGAGGACAGAGAAUCGCUGUAGGACUCCCAUGUUCCUCCUUCUGUUCCAACUUUUCUGUCAUGUGUUGUGUCCAUCAAUGUUCAUGUUAAAAAAAAAAAAAAGAAAAAAAAAACAACAGCAACAAC
Molecule: messenger RNA, 9207 nt
Organism: Chanos chanos (milkfish)
Lineage: Eukaryota; Metazoa; Chordata; Actinopteri; Gonorynchiformes; Chanidae
Gene: chd6
Product: chromodomain helicase DNA binding protein 6
Exons: 37
Coding region: 17-9103 (3028 amino acids)
Molecular function (GO): protein binding; ATP binding
Source: RefSeq, a predicted model, not a curated record